AUGUCUGGCUAUGAUGGGACGGGUCAACCGGGGCUCAUGAAAUAUCAAUCUCCUGUCAUCGAGAACCCGAUGUUCUACAGCAGCUUUCCUCCCACUCCGUACGAAACGCACCCUCUUCUCCAGCCUGGAACCUCCCAGGAAGCCGACUUUCAGUACCUAGCUGGAAGUGACUAUUCCUCCGAGAAGAGCUUUGUGAAAGGCAGUGCCCCGUCUGUGGAGUCUAACGACCGGAAUGAUGUAGAUGUGAGAACGGCCAACGCCCAUCACCAUCGCAUCCCCUCAUCUCAGGCUAUUCCAACACUCCCUCGCAAACGCAAGGCCUCGACCGAGGACGCGUACGAUCUUCCUGCUCAAAAGAAAGCAGUACUCGCUCAAGUCCAAGUCCAGGAUCCCAAUGGCGACUACUACGACCUCAGCGGUCAGACAUCCCCUUAUUCACCCUUCGUACCGACCCCAACUGGCAGCACUGGGCUCCCUGCGUACGUCAGCCGCGGCGCCUCCCCUAGACCUUCUGGUCACCAUUAUUCGACCUCAACUGCUUCUCAGGUCUCUUUGGCUGCUCCUUCGCCACAUACGCCUGCGUUCAGCCCCUCAUUCACCACUGUCAAGAGCGAGCAGAGUCCAGGAGCGCCAAUGACCCCUAUCCCACGCCCAACAACCAGUUCUCCCUUGAAAUCCUCAGUCCCCAAGCUCGUUCGCACUUCCACGAUGCAACAAUCUCCCACAGCUCCGUGCUCGAGCAUCGCCAUUGGGCAGACCCAGACCCUCAACCCAUACGCCUUGUCAACCCUCAAGGCUAAUCUCAAGCUCAAGGGUGACCUGGACAGCAUGAAAGAAGACUGGACUGCUGAAGAGAAGGAAACCCGCCGGCGCCUUGUGGUGUUCGACCGAGAGCAAGCCGGCAGCACCAUCUCAGCUACCUUCAAGGCAGUCGCUCCUCAGGAUCGCCAGGCAAGCAGCAUUUGCAUCAGUUGCAUCUGGUGGAAAGAGAAGAACGAGUACUACGUCACUUCAGUCGACACGAUCUAUCUUCUCGAAGCCCUGGUCGGCGUCCGUUUCACUGUUGAGGAGAAGAACCGCAUUCGUCGCAACCUGGAAGGCUUUCGCCCUUUGACGGUCUCCAAGGCCCGAUCCGACAGUGAGGAAUUCUUCAAGGUCAUCAUGGGCUUUCCUCACCCAAAGCCGCGCAACAUUGAGAAGGACGUCAAAGUCUUCCCAUGGAAGAUCCUGGCCACCGCAUUAAGGAAGAUCAUCUCCAAGUACUCUGCGAGCUAUUCUUCGGCUGGGCUUCCCCUUCUUACCCCUGCUUCUUCCAUCUACAGCGGAGAAGGUAUGUCUGAGUAUCAGUAUCCUUCUUCGCCGCAUCCAGAAUACAUGGCCGCCCCGGGAUAUCCAAUGAAUCCUGAGAUGGGAUACGUUCCCCAAGCUGUCCAGAUGCGCCUGCCCGGGCCUGUCGUGACUGGACCACCCGAGUUGCAGUUGCAGAUGCCCGAGUACGUGCCAACCUACGACGUCAACGGCCAAUAUAUCUAUCAGAACGGAGCCCCAGUCACCCAAGCGACAAUGGCUAUGCCAGCCCACCCAUUGACUGCUCCGAUUACUCGCAUGCCUAUAUGGGACUACGCCAGCUUUGUCAAUGAUAGCCCAGUUGCCAUUGCACCACAAAGUGCACCGCCUACAGCCUACCCACGUGGCAAUAUGGUCGAAGCGGCCGACUUCAUGCCCCUCAUGCACUAUCAACAGCACUAA
Molecule: messenger RNA, 1749 nt
Organism: Cladophialophora psammophila CBS 110553
Lineage: Eukaryota; Fungi; Ascomycota; Eurotiomycetes; Chaetothyriales; Herpotrichiellaceae
Exons: 2
Coding region: 1-1749 (582 amino acids)
Cellular component (GO): nucleus
Source: RefSeq, a predicted model, not a curated record